Messenger RNA from Schizophyllum commune H4-8, 1876 nucleotides. RefSeq lists its product as uncharacterized. The record is from RefSeq and is a predicted model, not a curated record. Bases 476 to 1516 code for a protein of 346 amino acids. The transcript is spliced from 4 exons. Lineage: Eukaryota; Fungi; Basidiomycota; Agaricomycetes; Agaricales; Schizophyllaceae. Gene Ontology annotation, cellular component: nucleus.
CAAUGCUAUCUCCUCGUCUUCGGGCAGCGAGCAAGGGCUGACUCGACGCUGACUAAAGCGCUAACCGCCGUAUCGUCGUCAUCGUGCGCCUGACCGCCGCUCAAACGGACUCAAUUGUGUCAGCCUCCUGGUCGGGCGGGGUCGUACGGGCGGGCAACGCCCAUCGUAUGGCUCUCGGGACUCUCGCCGGGCACUAUUCUCCUUCGCUGCCUCGGGUACACGUCACUCUCGCCCUUCAGCCUUUGACAUGCAUGACCAUCCGGUUCGGGCGCGCUAGGAAACCGUCCGCGACGCGCGUCGGCGGGUCUGAACUUGAUCCUUCAAUUCCGUCUGCGAAGCUACCGUAUGAGUCGUGAUGACCAUGAUGACAGAGCGUCGCUCUGCGCCGUGAACCGCCAUCACAGAGGCAGUAUAUAACGGCGCCGCUACGGGUUAGAGCGCCCACACCCUUUCGCCGGCUUUCGGUCGAACACCCAUGUCUGGAUAUACCGUGCCUGCUGAGCGGCCUCACGACGGGAUACGUUUUGUGUACUCGGAAGGGAAGCCUACAGUCGUUGCCCCUCGGCGCCCGUAUCAGGAGCGCGCCUCGUCUCGAGAUCGUAUAUAUGAGCCCAAAGCUGCGCCCAGCAGCACUGAACGUGCUCGAAAGACCCAGGAUAUUUCGCCUGUAGGAGAGAAUCAGGAUCAGUACCUGGGCUACAGUCUCGGUUCUGCCCUGUCUAGCGGUAGCUCAGUUAGCGUACCCAACAGUACGUCUCAGCAAUACACGAAUAGUGAUCCCUUCUCGAGCGACCUUCCCCUCUCCGAUUACGGGACGAGUUCCUCUUGGCCGUAUCUGCCCUGGUCAACGUCGAACGACACUCUUGGGGACAUAGACAUGUCCUACUUGAACGCCCUCGACGGGAUUGACAACCGCAACAUGAUGCCUCCAUACCAACAGACGGACUUUGCAACCAUGUACGGCCUGUUGCGUGGUUCAUCCGCGUCAGCUCCCGGGGUUCCUGACGCCAAUGGUCAAUCUUUCCUAUCGCAUCCUGCGUAUCUAGACACGGCGCCGAGCUCAUCCUCUUCACCGCGCAAUCCAAUAUCCGCAAUACCUCCCACCUCGUCCGCAAUACACUCGAUAUCCCGCACUGCAUCGAGUAAUGGGUCCUCCUCGACUUCGCGCAACGGUUCGCGCUCGUCCACGGCGUCCCCGUCCGGAAGCAAGAGCGAUGCCCUCCCCGUUGCCCGCCCCCAAGUCACCACUGGCGCGAUCGCGCGCGCGUCGAGCAAGCGACGAAGUAGGGAGGUGCCCAAUGACUCCGAUAUCCGGUGCCCGCACUGUGGAUCGACGUUUACGAAGAGGCACAAUCUAAGAAACCACAUCCGCUCGCACCUCGACCUGCGCGAGUAUGUCUGCCAGCGCUGUCAGGCGGCGUUCAACAAUCCCGGCGGACUCUAUCGACAUCGUCGCGCGAAGGGGGCUUGCGUGAUACCAGGAGAGGAAGGGGCACGCAGUCACAGUGUCGAAUGACGGGAUUCACCUGACAUGGUGCUCUGAUGAUGGUUGAGCUCGUCGAGGAUGGCAUAGACGCCUCUUUCGCCCGCUGCAUCCUUCCACGACCGUGUUUAUGGACCGAUAAGUACUCGAGAAAUAACAUGUAUGUACAACAACGGAUGAGGGAGCGAGUUUGUUGAUAUCCUUGUACCUUACUUCCUUACCUUACCAGACAAUUGCGCUGUCUAAUCCCAUAGAGCCUCGGCGCAGGGCAGAUUCCGGAGAUGUUAUACAAAAAUGUUGUAUCCCGUCUCGUGUACCAUGUACUUCAUCCCGCCUCAGGCGUAUAUAACCUUGUUGCCGACAUCGGCUGAUAGCCAGAGGCGCUCGCCUCGA